Messenger RNA from Macrosteles quadrilineatus (aster leafhopper), 5873 nucleotides. Its product is annotated as AP-3 complex subunit delta-1-like. Gene Ontology annotation, cellular component: presynaptic endosome; terminal bouton; AP-3 adaptor complex. NCBI's taxonomy places the organism in Eukaryota, Metazoa, Arthropoda, Insecta, Hemiptera, Cicadellidae. Gene Ontology annotation, biological process: synaptic vesicle budding from endosome; Golgi to vacuole transport; anterograde synaptic vesicle transport. The transcript has 26 exons. The coding region runs from base 364 to 3822 and encodes 1152 amino acids. The record is from RefSeq and is a predicted model, not a curated record.
UCUUCACUUUAUCCAUAGUAGUAUACACACUGAUUUUAUUAACUUUAAACUUUCUGUUCGGAUUUGUUUCUGAUGUGAAUUGUUUAUUCUCAUUAUCUUCAUGAGCAUGAGCUAGUUCAAGCGUCAUGCAAAUUCUCUGGAAGGUUAAAUUUUGUUUAUAGUGGAUUUAGACAAUAAUCCCGAAUCUAGGAAAUCGGUGUUCAACAGCUGUUUGUAUUCAUUUCAUAUUGUGUUACAUAAAUCUGGAGAUGUCAAAGGCUGAGCCUAGUUGGCUAGUUAAAUAACCUCUAAAAUCUCUAAAGGAAUAGCAUUAAUAGGUUUUGUUUACUUAUUAACUUAUAGUGUUGAAACAGUGAUAUAAAUAUGGCUCUCAAGAAAGUGCGGGGGACUAUGGAAAGGAUGUUUGACAAGAAUUUAACUGAUUUAGUGAGAGGAAUCAGGAAUAAUAAAGACAAUGAGGCAAAGUACAUUGCUCAGUGUAUAGAAGAGAUAAAGCAAGAGUUACGCCAGGACAACCUUGCCGUCAAAGCUACUGCUGUGGCUAAACUAACCUAUCUUCAAAUGCUUGGCUAUGAUAUGAGCUGGGCUGGAUUCAACAUCAUUGAAGUAAUGAGCUCUUCUAAGUUUACAUAUAAACGCAUAGGAUAUUUAGCAUCCUCACAGUGUUUUCAUGCUGACACAGAGCUGUUGAUGUUGACGACAAACAUGAUCAGAAAGGACCUGAACAGUCAGAACCAGUACGACGCAGGACUUGCUCUCUCUGCACUGUCCUGCUUCAUCAGUCCAGACCUAGCCCGUGAUCUGGCUAAUGACAUUAUGACACUGUUGACUUCAACAAAACCUUAUCUAAGGAAAAAGGCAGUGCUGAUGAUGUACAAAGUGUUCUUAAGAUUCCCUGAAGCCCUAAGGCCUGCUUUUCCUCGGCUGAAAGAAAAGUUGGAAGAUCCUGAUUCAGGAGUGCAGUCUGCCGCAGUUAAUGUAGUUUGUGAGCUGGCGAGGAAGAACCCAAAGAACUACCUUAGUCUUGCGCCUGUCUUCUUCAAACUGAUGACUACAUCUACCAACAACUGGAUGCUAAUCAAGAUCAUCAAAUUGUUUGGAGCGUUGACCCCUUUAGAACCUCGGCUUGGUAAGAAACUCAUAGAACCCCUCACCAACCUCAUCCACAGCACCUCGGCUAUGUCGCUGCUCUAUGAGUGCAUCAACACUGUAAUUGCAGUUCUCAUCUCCAUUUCCUCUGGAAUGCCCAACCACAGUGCCUCCAUUCAGCUUUGUGUGCAGAAGCUAAGGAUCCUCAUUGAAGAUUCAGACCAAAACCUCAAGUACCUAGGCCUACUUGCCAUGUCCAAGAUACUCAAGUCUCACCCUAAGUCUGUCCAAUCACAUAAGGAUCUGGUAAUGCAGUGUCUAGAUGAUAAGGACGAAUCCAUCAGGCUGCGAGCAUUGGAUCUGCUCUAUGGAAUGGUGUCAAAGAAGACACUGGUGGAGAUAGUGAAGAAGCUGAUGGUUCACAUGGACAAAGCAGAGGGUACGACCUACAGAGACGAGCUACUGUCCAAGAUCAUAGACAUCUGCUCACAGAACAACUACCAGUAUAUCACCAACUUUGAGUGGUAUGUGAGUGUCCUAGUAGAGCUGACCCGGAUGGAAGGUACACAACACGGACCACUAGUAGCCACACAGAUGCUGGAUGUCGCUAUCCGAGUGCAGGCUAUCCGUGGAUACGCUGUACGGCACAUGGCUCUGCUGCUGGAGAACACUCACCUUCUCACACAACCUGGCUCCAAGAUGGCCGACGUGUUGUACGCUGCCGCCUGGAUCGCGGGAGAGUUUGCAACGGAGUUAACAGAUCCGGAAGCCACGCUACAAGCCAUGCUGAGCGGCAGAGUGAACGCCCUUCCUGGCCAUAUACAGGCGUUCUAUGUGCAGAACAUACUGAAAGUGUUCUCAGUGAUCUUGGGCCAGUCUGAUGUGGAAAAGGCGAUCAAGGAGUGUGACCUGGUGAUUGAAGGGCUACUGCAGUAUGUGAGCAGUGCUGAUCUAGAGGUACAGGAGAGAGCCAGUAGUGCUGUGCAGCUGCUGCAGGUGGUACGCAGCAGACUGCAGGAUGAGGGAGAUGUUGAGCAGGUUGCUGCAGAUAUUGCAGCACUCUUCAGUGGAGAACUCAACCCGGUCGCUCCAAAGGCUCAGAAGAAAGUGCAAAUACCCGAAGGUUUGGAUCUGGACGCUUGGAUCAAUGAGCCUCCGCCUCCCUCAUCAGAAUCGGAGGAAGAAGAAGAAGCAGAGGCGACCAACCCUGUAGCGGACAUCUUCAUCAAGACAUCAGAGCCCAAGAGUAAUCCUGAACCUACUGAAGAACAAUUGAAAAAGAUGAGGGAGGCAAGGAAGGUAGAACAAUCUAUGAAUCCUCACUAUCUCAAGAUGACUGACUCGGUUUCCAACAUCCCGGUUGCUCCAAUAGAUCUGCAGGUUCCGCUGAAAAUAACAUCAGGUCUCACUUACCAAAACAAGAAGACGCAAAAGAAGUCUAAGAAACGCAAGAAGAAGAAAAGUACAGGACAAGUAGAAGAUCAUAGUUCAGACGAGGAAACUGUGGAACCUAUUCCAGUUGAGGUCAAUCGAGGGGUCGGGGAGAUGCCUGAGGGAGCUCAAGACUCUGACGGAGGUGACAGUGAUGCCAGGGACCACGACGAUCCUCAUAGAGCUCUCGACAUCAAUCUAGACGAACCGUUGAGAGAAGAAGAGAGGCUUCCAGUGUUAGAACAUAGGUUUACAAAUACUCCGAACCCUCCUAAAUCUCGCCAGUCCAAAAAGAAAGAAAAGGAAGUGCCUUCAAUGUUGUUAUUUAACGACGAGUACCAAGAAGUUCCAUCCGAGUACCAAGAAGUUCCAUCCACAUCUAGUCAUAAAACUAAGAAAACUAAGUCGAAGAAAAGCGUAGAAAAAAGUGAAAAACCAAAAAAGCAGAAACACUCAUCGUCAAAGACAAAGAAAGACAAGAAGAGACACAGAGGCGAAGAUGAGUUGGUGAAGCUGAAGGAAGGAUAUGAAGAGGCUCUGGGAAUAUCAACUCCUUCCAAGGAGAUCUUCUGUAUCCCAGACAAACCUGUCAUCUCCAGACUAGCAUGCAACAAGGUCUUGACUGUGGACUAUGAGGUGAGGGCUCAAGACGACAGACCGGACAUUGGUCCGUACGUUUGUGUGGGACUCAGUCUGGCCAACCACAGUUCUGCUUCUAUGAGGGACUUUGAGAUUACUCUGUCUCACUCAAAAGACAUCAAAUUUGUACAACAGAACGGUCAAGACGAGAUGAGCAGAAAGCUGCGGGUCCAAGUGAACGGCAACAGUAGUGAAGUGGCUCAGUUACUGGUGGAAGUGGCGGACACGACGAGGCCUCAUAAAGUCAGAGGGACUUUGACUUAUAUACAUCAGGUUCAAGACGGCAGUGCUGUCCAAGACAAGGUAGACUUCUGGCUGCAAGUUGGAGUGACGGCUUUCCUGAGAGAUACCAAGAUAAGCCAGGAUGCGUUCUCUAGUCUCCUGUCUGAAGGUCAACUGACGCACCAGAGUAGUAUCACACUACGUCCCGUGGUCGCUAGGGACUUUCCUCAGAUGGUGAGUUUAGUGAGCUCCAAAUGUCGUCUGACUGUAGUAGAGCAAGUAGAUCAAGCCGCCUCACUGUUCACCACCUCCUUAUCGGGACACCAGGUUUGUCUACUAGUCAAGUCAGACCCGCAACAACUCACAGUUCAAGCCAAGAGUUCCUCCGAGAGCUUGGCUCAGUCACUGCUCAUCGAGAUACAAACUAUCUUGUCCACUUGACCCACCUCUAGAUAAACUUGUAACUCGGUUUUUGGAAGAAAGAACGCUUGGCUUAGGAUUAGGAAUGCUUUGAGGAAGGAAUGGAUGGUAGAUCUAAAUUAUUCAUGAAAGAAAUUCCAGAUAGCAUGCAAAAAGUAGUCCAACGUUAACGUUUCGUCCUCUGAGGGGGCUGCUUCUCUGGGAGGUAGUAGAAUGGGAGUUUUAAAAACUUCUGUUCUACUACUUAUUUUUAAGGAAGCCCUUUAGAGUUAAAAUAUCAAGUUAAUCAUUGUGAACUUUUUGUGUGCUAUUAUCUGCCUGGAAAUCUGUUCAUGAGUGAGAUAGUCUCUCAAAAUGUGUAUUCAUUACUUUUUCUUGAUAACUUGUUACUUGAAGUUUCAACUGCUCUUAGGCUGGAAAUAUUUAACUUGAUUGUUCUGUCAAAGACAAAGAUAACUUCCCAAAGUAGUAGAAUGAGUAAAAUGUUAUCUGUAACAGUUUUUACAAUAGUGAUGUUGCCUGAUUACGUUAUUUAAAACUUCUAAUCAAACUAAUUAUUUUUAUUAAAGUUGUAAGAUUAAAAUUUAAAAUUUGAAAAAGAUCAGUUUAAAAUGCAAUGCCAUGCAAGUGUACUUCAAUAAUGCAAGUAGUCCAAAAGCAAGCAGUUUUUUUUUAUUAUUUUGUGUUAUGAUUAAAGGACAAAAAUGCCACCUCAAUGAAUGCAAAUUGAAGUAUUUGUUUAUAAUAUUCUCAAUUCGGUAUGCUUGAGGUGAUAUGUCCAAUACAUGAAUGACACAUUCCAAUAUUUUAUAUGGUGUUAUACUGUCGUAUGUAUGCAUUACUAUCUUGUACAUAAUUGAAUGCUCGGUAUAUUAUUUUGAGGUGUAUUUCUUGGUUUAGUUUGUUAUCGAAUGUACUCUAUUCUUGUUAUUAUAUAGAUUUAUAUUAUUAGAAAAUGUGUCUUAAUCUUGUUUUUGUACAUAUGCAUAAAUUAUUAGUUUUAAUCCAUUACAGUAAAAACAUUUAUUCGUGUAAUGAUUUACGUUUUAUCAGAUCAUUAUAUUAACAAUACAAAUAUAUCAAAGUGAGAUAAUUUAAAUUAUGAAUGAAAUAGUUAAACAUUGUUUUAUUGUAUUUUUUCACAAUUUUUUUAGUUUUUUUUUUAUUGGAAACUUGCAAAAUUGCAUAGUAGGCUAAGUUACAUCUUCCAAAUGUCUCAAAAAAACUUAUCAAGUAACGAAUAUUUUAUUUUAAUCCCACACUCGUUUGAUAAGGUAUCUUAUAAACAAUCUGUCAAUUGUAUUUUCUUUUAUCAAAACUUGAAGUAUUAUAAAAAUUAAAUCAAUCAUUGUCACAAACCAAUUGCUACCCUUCUGGUUGGGAUUUCUAAUUUUUACAGAUAAGCUACCAUGAAAAAUUAACGGUUGACUGAAAUAGUCAAAUAUUAAGUAUAUGAGUUUCAUUGCAGAUAUGCAAGUAUGAAUUAUUUAAUAAUUUCACAGGCAUGUGUUCAUUUGUUUACAUUUUUAGCUGUUAGUUUUUUUUUAUACAUAAACAUAUAAUGUUUACUAAAUAAAUAUAAAUUAAGUCAAACUUAUGGUCAAAUAUUUUUGGUGCCUAAAGUGAAUCUUUUCAAACCGAGCUCAAUUUGCACGAGCGAGGAGAAGCCGAGGUAAAAUAAGAGCGAAGAUUGAAAAACCUUUUUUGCCUAUGUGAUCAACUAUAUUUGUUGUCAUAAUGCACCACUAUGCAAACUUAGUUAGAAAACUAAAAUACUUUUUAUCUUAAGAUAUCGUCUCAAAACGUUUUCCAACAUCUUUUUUUAAUUUUGCUAAAGCAAACAAGCAGCUGUUACGUAAUUGUAUCAAAAAGUAAGUAAGUGAAUCAAAAAGCUUUGGCUCUCAUCAACCUUAAAACAAGCCUGGUUACGCAAAUAUGAUAAAUCUGUAUACUAGUGCAAUUUAUUUAUAACGUUAAACCAUCUAUUAAUUUCCUUACACGAUUACUACAAUUAUUUAUAUAAUUACUGAAACUGUUAUUUAUAUACAUAAUAAAUGAGUUUUGUUUUUUAA